Molecule: messenger RNA, 2027 nt
Organism: Sebastes umbrosus (honeycomb rockfish)
Lineage: Eukaryota; Metazoa; Chordata; Actinopteri; Perciformes; Sebastidae
Product: serine/threonine-protein phosphatase 2A catalytic subunit alpha isoform-like
Exons: 7
Coding region: 376-1305 (309 amino acids)
Biological process (GO): peptidyl-serine dephosphorylation; mitotic cell cycle
Cellular component (GO): cytosol
Molecular function (GO): protein serine/threonine phosphatase activity
Source: RefSeq, a predicted model, not a curated record
GACGUCAACAUGAUGUGUUGCUCAGCCUCGCUGUGGACCAGCGUUAACAGGGUUGGGUCUACAAUCUCUCCGAGCUGCUCGUCUUAUAGUCUUUUUUUUGCAAUAUACUACUGGAUGACUGUAUGACCUUCAUCCUUUCUGUGUAUCAUGUGAACUAAACACGGUUGUCCCCGCUAAACUGUAGGGACGCAGGGAGCUGACGCAUUGUUUCGUCACACACACACACACACACGCACGGGCACAUACAAGCUGCGGAUGACCGGACAGCUUGCUAUAGGACGUAGCAUAGCAAAACGCACCGAAAACAGCAACAGAGGAGGUUUUCCUGAGACAUUUUCUCUAAAGCUGCUCGUCUGAGCUGACGGCAAAGCAGGCAUGGACGACAAGUCAUUCACCAAGGAGCUGGACGGAUGGAUCGAGCAGCUGAAUGAGUGCAAACAGCUGAGUGAGAAUCAGGUCAAAGUCCUGUGUGAAAAGGCCAAGGAGAUCCUUACUAAGGAGUCCAACGUGCAGGAGGUGAGAUGUCCAGUGACAGUCUGCGGAGAUGUCCAUGGUCAGUUUCAUGACCUGAUGGAGCUGUUUAAGAUCGGAGGGAAGUCUCCAGACACCAACUAUCUCUUCAUGGGAGACUAUGUUGACAGAGGUUACUAUUCUGUGGAGACAGUCACCCUCCUGGUUUCUCUUAAGGUAAGGUUCCGUGAGCGAAUCACAAUUCUCCGAGGGAACCACGAGAGCAGACAGAUCACACAGGUGUACGGCUUCUACGACGAGUGCUUAAGGAAAUAUGGAAAUGCCAAUGUUUGGAAGUACUUCACAGAUCUGUUUGACUAUCUGCCCCUCACUGCGCUGGUAGAUAACCAGAUUUUCUGCCUCCAUGGAGGAUUGUCCCCUUCAAUAGACACACUGGAACACAUCAGAGCGCUGGAUCGCUUGCAGGAGGUUCCUCAUGAGGGUCCAAUGUGUGACUUGUUAUGGUCCGACCCAGAUGACCGUGGUGGCUGGGGCAUCUCGCCCCGCGGUGCCGGUUAUACCUUCGGGCAGGACAUUUCGGAGACCUUCAACCACGCAAACGGCCUAACUUUGGUUUCAAGAGCCCACCAGCUGGUGAUGGAGGGUUAUAAUUGGUGCCACGACCGCAAUGUAGUGACGAUCUUCAGUGCACCAAACUAUUGUUAUCGUUGUGGAAACCAGGCAGCAAUCAUGGAACUUGAUGACACAUUGAAAUACUCCUUCCUACAGUUCGACCCUGCACCACGCAGAGGGGAGCCCCACGUGACGCGGCGUACGCCAGACUAUUUCCUGUAAAGGUCACCUGGCGAGGAUGGCAAGAGGCUACACAGAGAAGAAGAUGAAGCAUUCAUAACCCCAUGGACCAAAAAAAAAUGUGUGCCAUAAUCACAAUGAAAUGGAAACUAUCACAUCUAGCUAAAUACCACCAUCCUUUCAACUUUUUUCCUCUCUGUGCAUGAUGUUUUUAUUGCUAGAAAUGAUUGCUACUAUGACCAAUACCGUCACAACACCUGCUGGUUUGUCAGGAAACAUGAAUGAACUAAUGCUGAGAAUAACAACUAAAUGUAAGUAAUCUUUGUGUGUUUAAUGAUGACCAGAGUGUUUCCAUAUACAGUAUGUAAGCUACAUCUGUCACUUGGCAUGGCCUCAAAACAAAAGACUGCAGUAAAUAUAACGUGAACUCUUUUUUUUUUUCUUUUUGUAACCGAAAGCGCAACAGUUUAUUUUGUGAAGUGAGAUGAUAGGGUUAGACGUCGGAAACGAGUGUGUUCUCUUUGCACUUUUGUAUUUGAUUUUUAUCACAUGGCACUGACAGACUAUGUUCUUUUUUAUACCCUGUUAUAGUGUUAAGUAGCUCUCUUUCUGCUCUGCUGUCUCUUAUGGGAGUUAAUGUAAUUCAUUUAAGUAUAGGCAAUAUUGGUACCAAUGACAUCAGUUGUAAAAAAAAAAAAUAACUUAAUGUUUUGCAGCCACAGCUAUACGAAAUAAAGACUGAAGUUGCUUCGUCAUUUACUUUA